AUGGAGGAAAUUAAAAGUAUAUUAAAAUCAAUGCAGGAGGCAAUAAACCAACAAAAACGCGACAUGCAGGAUAUGAAGGAAGAUAUUAAAGAGACAAUUAAUAGAAGCAUAAAUGAAAAGUUUAGAGAGCUGGAAAACCAAAACAAAAUAUUAGAAGAAAAACUCGAAGUCCAAAUAAGCAAAUUAAACACACUAGAGAGGAACUCGCGACGAAAAAACCUGCUUAUUUUUGGAAUAGAGGAAAAUGAACAAGGCUACUGGGACUUAGAAAAAAGCGUUGUGGGCAUAAUUGAUAAAUAUUUAGAUAUCAAAUGCGACAAAAACAGCAUCGAGUACAUAAGAAGACUUGGAAAAAAGGGGGAGAAGACCAGACCCAUAGUUAUCACACUAGCAACGAUGGGGCUAAAAAUAAAAAUCCUUAAACAAAAGAAAAAAUUUGAAUCUACACCGUACUAUGUUAAAGAAGAUUUUCCUUUAGAAAUUCUUAACAAACGCAAAGAAUUGCAAAAAGAAGUAAACACAGAACGAGAAAAAGGAAGACUAGCGAUUCUCAAGUAUGAUAAAAUUAUUUUCUUAAAUAAUAAAAACACUGACCCUGAAAGAUCAAGACCAGGGAAAAAGAAGAGAAACCUGUCAUCGUCACCAGAGUCGAUAGAAGAAAACCGCAACACCAAUAUACUUAGAAAAGCAGCGAAAAAAGUAAAUAAAAACAACCAUAUUGAAAAGUACUUGACAAAAGCAAUAAAUUCAAAACGUCCCUCUUUAGAAGAAGCUACAAUAUCUCUAAACAUCGCAGAAUAA
Molecule: messenger RNA, 801 nt
Organism: Pieris napi
Lineage: Eukaryota; Metazoa; Arthropoda; Insecta; Lepidoptera; Pieridae
Exons: 1
Coding region: 1-801 (266 amino acids)
Source: RefSeq, a predicted model, not a curated record